AUGAAUGUUAAAGGAGAUGCAAUUAACAGAAAAGUAGAACUAUAGAACUAAUAUAAUUAAAAUAAAAGAUUAUAAAACCAAAACUUGACUAAGGAUCAUUUAGUAUAAGCUCAUUUGUGCCAUUCAGCAAUGCCUAAUAUAGAAAGAGAUUUGUCAAAUAUAUCUCAUAGUUAGUAAGCAAAUAGAGAUAGUUUAAUUUGGUUAUCUGAUAAGAGAGAUUAGUAAAAAAAAAAUAAUGAUAAUGAUGAUUUAAAUGAUGAUAAUUAGAUCAAGAAUGUGUAAGAUUCAAAACCAAAUUUAUUUGUUGGUAAAUAGCAAACGGAUAGUAAAUACUAAAUCGAAAAAUUUGAAUUUAGUGAAUAUGGAAUUUUAGACAGCUUAAGUAUACAAUAGACUAAGAGAUUUACUAUUAAAAGAGGAAUUGAGUUUUUUGUUAUAAAAAACAUUAAAAAGUUUAUAUCAAAUAUUAAAAAAAAAUCAAGAAGACUACUUUUUAAGGCGUUGUCAAAACCUUAAUUUUUAUUGAUUAAUGAUGUCUCUUCAAGCUACGACUACUAUCUCGAAAAUGGAUACUUCAACUUAAGCGUAUUUAUUUUAACAUAAUUUAUUAAUAUUUUUAUCUAUUAAUAAUUAUUCUUAAUAAUUAAUUAGGAAAGAACUUUUAUAGAAAAACAGUUAUAUAGAAUUGGAAGUAAAAUUUAAAUAACUUGUUAUAUAAAUUAUUUUAUAAAUAAAUAUUUCUUUUAAAUUGUUUUAAUUAAAAAUUUAAGUAAAUUACUUUAAUUAAACUAAGUUAGCAAGAUAGUUGACAGGAUUUCUCAAAUAGAAUUAUUUUGCUAUAUCAUUUAACCAGAAUCUAUUUUUAAAUUAGCUUGGGAUGCUUUCAUAGUUUUAUUUAACAUUACGUUUAUAGCUUACAUCCCUCUUUAUCACAUAUUUUUAGAUCUCUUUCCUGAAAAUUUUAGUUAAUAGGUCUUUUUCAUUUAAAUCUGUUUGGUGAUCCUUAUACUAGAUAUAUUUGUUAACCUUAAUUCUGGAAUUUUUAAAAAUGGAUUAGUCAUUAAAGAUAGAACUCAGAUUCUCAAAAAAUAAUACAAAAACUUAAUGUAAAAUUUUCAAUUUAUAAAAAAAUACAAAACUAUUUUUUUUAGAAAAGACUUAUUGAUCUUCAUUUUUAUGGCGUUUUCUAUAAAUGACAAAAAGGAUAGCCCACUUUCAUACUUUAAUUAUAUCGUUUUUUUAAAGAUCAGAGAUGUGAAUAGCAAAUUAGAAGAUUUAGAAUCUAAAUUUAGAUUAAAUGACACAAUGCUAAAUUUACUGAAGCUGUUUAAGCUUUAAUUUUUUAUUUUUUUUAUCGCUCAUAUUAUUUGCUGUAUUUUCCUUAAAAUUGGAUUGGAGUAAGUAAGUUCAGGAUAAAGCUGGAUUGUAUAUUAUAAUCUAUAAUAAGCUAAUUUCCAAGAAUAAUAUUUAAAUAGCCUAUACUUCUGUCUUAUUACUAUGACUACAAUUGGAUACGGAGACAUAAGUCCUAAAACUUUGAUCUUUUAUCCUUGUUGUUAGUGCAAUUGCAUGUGCUAUAUUUGGUUACACUUUUUCAUAAAUAAGUGA
Messenger RNA from Tetrahymena thermophila SB210, 1608 nucleotides. Its product is annotated as ion channel protein. Lineage: Eukaryota; Ciliophora; Oligohymenophorea; Hymenostomatida; Tetrahymenidae. The transcript has 4 exons. Gene Ontology annotation, biological process: potassium ion transmembrane transport; regulation of membrane potential. The record is from RefSeq and is a predicted model, not a curated record. Gene Ontology annotation, molecular function: voltage-gated potassium channel activity.